AUGUCGGCGGCCAAGCGGCUUGUCGUCUGCGGUGGCAGCGGCUUCCUAGGCUCGCGCAUUUGCAAGUACGCCGUCGCGCGCGGCUGGGACGUCACCUCGGUCAGCCGAUCCGGGGAACCAAAAUGGGACGCCGUCACGGCCUCGCCCGACACGCCCUCCUGGGCGCACAAGGUCUCCUGGGAGCGCGCCGACAUUCUCCGGCCAGCCACGUACGCGCCGCUUCUCCGGGGCGCCGACGCUGUCGUCCACAGCAUGGGAAUACUCCUCGAGGCCGACUACAAGGGCGUCGUUUCCGGCAAGGAAUCGCCCGUCGCGGCCUUGCAGCGCAUGUUCUCGCCGACGAGCGACCGGAGCGCGAACCCGCUGGAGAAGAGGUCGGGCGAGGACAUUAAGCCGCGCGACGUCAAGGAUCAGUUCUCGUACGAGGUCAUGAACCGCGACAGCGCCGUCUCCUUGGCCAAGCACGCGGCCGAGGCGAGCGUCGCCUCCUUCUGCUACAUAUCCGCCUGCGGUGGCGCCCCGGUCAUGCCGCCACGCUACAUCUCGACGAAACGGCAGGCCGAGGUGACCAUCGCCACGAGCUUCCACGACAUGCGCAGCCUCUUCAUACGAGCGCCCUUCAUGUACGACGGUUCGCGCAAGUUCACCAUGGGCUUGGCCGCAAUGGCCGGCGCGGGCGCCAUCUUCAACAACCUGACGGCCCACUACCUCGACGGCUUCCUCGGCGCCGCCGGCGCGAAGCCCCUCCGGGUGGACGUCGUGGCCGAAGCCGUGGUGGAGGCGCUCGAGGACGAAUCCGUCCGGGGUCCCGUCGAAAUUCCCGAGAUUGAAGAUCUCGCGACCAAGGCGUGGAGGAAAACGAUGCUGUAG
Molecule: messenger RNA, 870 nt
Organism: Drechmeria coniospora
Lineage: Eukaryota; Fungi; Ascomycota; Sordariomycetes; Hypocreales; Ophiocordycipitaceae
Product: NAD dependent epimerase/dehydratase family protein
Exons: 2
Coding region: 1-870 (289 amino acids)
Cellular component (GO): mitochondrion
Molecular function (GO): protein-containing complex binding
Source: RefSeq, a predicted model, not a curated record